CACAUCUGUUCAGGAACAGAGAAGGAGGGCAACGGGACAGAGCAGGCGAGUGCAAAGGAGGAAAGAAAAGAAGUUGUGAAAUGUAGUCAAUCCUACAAUUCCUCAACACAAGAGAGGCCACCAUCUCUGAUUCAGCAAAGAUGACAUCAUUGAAAUCACUUGACUAAGGAGGACUGAGAUUUGCAUAUCUCUGUCAACAGAAUUGGUUUCAUAGUUCUACUAUUCCAAGCAGAUGAUGUAUACACUCUCAGUAUGAUGGCGAUGUUUUGGACAGUAGUUGUCUUCUACAUGUGUGGACGUACAAUGGAAGCUUAUGGAAAGGCUGGUAAAGAUGCACUGCCAACCACUUUGGCGAGCACGGUUAUGUCUACUGCUUUACCCACUGUGUUACCCACAGAAGAUGAGAACAUCAAACUUGUGGAUUGGCUCACAAAGUAUGGAUAUCUCCCGCCCCCUGAUCCCUCUACAGGUCAGUUACAGGCCUGGACAGCUGUCACUCAAGCAGUGAAGAAAAUGCAGAGGUUUGCUGGUUUGGACGAUACAGGAGUAUUAGAUGAAGAGACAGUUCAACUGAUGCAGACACCCCGGUGUUCACUUCCAGAUGAUGAUGACCAAACCAUUCAGACAUCGGCACUACACAGUGAUGAUAUGCAAAAUCAAAGGAUGAAAAGAGCAGUUUCUACCUGGACAAGAAGAAAUAUCAACUGGAGGCUGCGUUCUUACCCGGCAUCCUCUAAACUGUCCCGUGAAAUGAUUCGCUCCCUUGUGUACUAUGCACUCAGAGUGUGGGCCGAUCCAACAUUACUUGAGUUCCAUGAGGUGCGAGGACCAGAGGGGGCGGAUCUCCAAAUAGAUUUUUUGCAUGGUCCCCAUGGAGACGGAUAUCCCUUUGAUGGAGCAGGUGGAUCUGUUGGCCAUGCCUUCUUUCCGUCAGAUCCAGACAGGGCAGGUGGAGUUCAUUUGGAUGCAGAGGAGGAAUGGGCCUUCAGACAACCAGCAACGGAGGGCACAGAUCUGUUCACGGUACUGGUGCAUGAGCUUGGUCACGCCCUCGGACUGACCCAUUCAUCAGCACGCCAAUCUGUAAUGCGUCCAUACUACCAGGGGCCCCUAGGAGACCCGUUACACUGUAGCCUGGGACACCAUGACCUUCAACUCAUCACAGCCCUUUAUGGUAAGAGGGGUAACCAUGUUCCAACGGACAGACCUCUUCUUCUGACGGAAGCUCAAUCGCGUCACAGACAUGGAGGAAUACACCGGCUCACACACAUGUACAGACAUGCUCACAGCCAUUUGGACAGUUCUGUGGAUCGCUGUAACACCAGUUUUGAUGCAGUUGCCAAGAUUCGAGGAGAGAUCUUUUUCUUCAAAGGGCAGAACAUGUGGAGAGUGAGCAGAGGUGGUCUGGUGUCAGUCAGGGCUGUUCCUGUACAGAGACUUUGGUCAGCACUUCCUUCUUCACUGCCUCCACUGCGAGCGGUUAUGGAAAGACACACAGAUCAUGCCAUCAUCUUUAUCAGUGGUUCCCAGGUUUGGCUGUUUAAGGAUCUGUCACUCCAAGAGGGUUUCCCUCAGCCUCUGUCUACUCUGGCUCCUGAGGACUCAGAAGGAGGGUGGCAAGGAUUGCACUGGGACCCAAAGCAGGGUGUGGUGUGGGGGUCUGUGAGAGAGGAUGGAGAGCAAGGAGAGGAAAGUGAAGUCUGGAGAGAGCUCAUUGAAGAAGGAGUGAAUGGAAUCAUCAUGGAGAAUGCCGAUGAGAGAGAAAGGACUGGGGACUUUAAGGGUUCAACCUACCUUUUCAAAGGCAAUUCCUACUGGAAAUUUACUCACCCAGGCUCCGCCCCUGAAGAAGGAUACCCUCGGCUUCUGGCCACUGAUUGGUUGGACUGCCCUCAGCCUUCCUCUUACAGCACCGGUGACAUCUCUUUGAUCUCCCACUACGGUCAACAGGAGCUUCGUGAGCAGAAAGGGCAAAGAAUAAUCGACCAGAUCAGGCACAAAGACAAAACCGAAAGAGAUAAACCUUAUCGCUGGGACUGUCCAUGUCUAAACAGUGCAGUGACUCAAAGUGGGCCUAUUUUACUGCCCAUUUUAUUUCUGAUCACUGGGACUUGUAAUCCAUCACUUUAAUUUUUUCAUUUGUUUACAUAGUCAUACCCCAAAAUAACUUUUUCCUUUACUUUCAAUCUCUGACCGAAGGAAGUGACUAAAAUAGUUGGUAAGAAGAUUUCUAACAACCAUUAAACAUUAAUGAUUUACAGUUCACAGAGUCUGUCAGCUCACUAAAGAUUUCACUAAAGACGGCAAAUAAUAUUGUGCUAGAGUUUAAAAGUAUAACAAUAUAUAUAUGUAGUAUUUUGAUUCUGAAGAUGUAGAGAGCAAAUGUCAUAAAAUGACUUGACCAUAAAAUGUCAUAAAAUGAUCCAUGGGUUUCAAAAUGUGAUUUAUUCAUACAUUCCCUUAUUAAAAUAGUUUGAGAAUUUUGAUUAAUCAUGAAGUGCAUAUAAAAAUGACUGUGCUUGUCAUACACUUGGGAAUUACCAAUGUACUUUUAUAAAAUAAUGUACUACUGUGGGAAGGACGGUCAAAUAACAACAGAUCAGUAAAGUAUCAUUUACAGAACAAAAUCUAUUAUAAUAAAAUAAAAAUGAAAAUGCAAUGUAAAUUUGAUUUAA
Messenger RNA from Sinocyclocheilus anshuiensis, 2675 nucleotides. Its product is annotated as matrix metalloproteinase-17-like. Gene Ontology annotation, cellular component: extracellular matrix. Bases 253 to 2130 code for a protein of 625 amino acids. The record is from RefSeq and is a predicted model, not a curated record. The transcript has 12 exons. Gene Ontology annotation, biological process: proteolysis; extracellular matrix organization; collagen catabolic process. Gene Ontology annotation, molecular function: zinc ion binding; metalloendopeptidase activity. Lineage: Eukaryota; Metazoa; Chordata; Actinopteri; Cypriniformes; Cyprinidae.